Molecule: messenger RNA, 2906 nt
Organism: Fonticula alba
Lineage: Eukaryota; Rotosphaerida; Fonticulaceae
Exons: 10
Coding region: 171-2837 (888 amino acids)
Source: RefSeq, a predicted model, not a curated record
CCCCGCUCCCUGCUCCCUCUCUCGACUCGCCUCUCGCGGCCACUUGCCACGCUGCCCUGCCCUGGCCUUUCGGCUGGUCCUCGCUCGCUCGCUCGCUCCCCCCUUUCCUCCCCGCCCCCGCCUGUCUGCCCGUCGGCACCUCUCGCCGCAUUCGCUGGCCCGGCAUCAGCAUGGCGCCGGUUGCUCCGAUCCCCGCGACAGCCGCCUGGGACACGCGUGUCCUGGCGAUGGAGCUGCUCGACGGGCGGGUGUACUUGCAGUACGCGGACUUCUCCAUCUCCGGCCCGGUGGCCAAGCACCUGGUGACCUUCGACCUGUGCCGGGCCUCGCGACCGGGCACCGAUGUGUCCGUCAUCCGUCAAUCCUUCGAGCAUGGGGUCACGUUCCCCAUGGGCCCGGGGGUGCCGCUCGGGUCGCUGAACUGGCUGGAUCGGGUGGGCGUCCCCGGGGACGCCCUCCUGGUGGCGGACAAUUGCGCCCUCCUGGUGGACGGGAGCACCGUGAAGGUGUUCCCGUUCGAGGCGCGGGAGGACGAUCUGCCCCGGCAGGCCGGCGGCCGGGCGCUGGAGGGCCUCCCCUGGACCGGGCUGCAGGUGGGCACCCGGCUGGCCGUCCGGCGUAACGUGGUGUUCCUGGAGCCGGCCCACCAGGCCAUCGGCUUUUUGAUGGAGGGCAACUUGCACUUCUUCCCGCAUGUGCCGCCGCCCUUCCCGGCGGGGGCGCCCCUCCAGCGGGCGCUCUUCCGCGGGACCGGCAGCCAGCUCCAUGUGCGCCUGGACGCGCUGGAGGUGAGCGUGGAGUUCCUGUCGGUGGGCCGGGACUCGACCCGCGUCGAGGCGGUGUCCAAGGUGAGCGUGCAGCAGUGUCUGCUGUGCCUGGGCCUGGGCGCGGCCACCAGCCGGGCCAUCGGGGACCUGGUGUCGACCGGCCGGCCGCACAGCCAGCAGGACUUCCGCAGCUUGGAGCAUUGCGGCCAGGCGUGCUUCGACGUGUGGGCCACCUUGGCGGAUGGGUUUUUCGUGCACUGCAACCGCGUGCUGGCCAUCGUCCAGGGGCGCCUGCUGCUGGUGGAGCUGCCCGGGGAGGCCGUCGAGCCGGUUCCCCUGGCGGAGGUGGUCCUGCUGGAGGGCCUGUCGGCCAAGGCGCGCCUGGAGCGGACCACCACCCGCGGGCAGGCCCUGCUGGUGGACCCGGCCACGGAGCGUGCCUACUCCAUCGACGUGGGGACGCACAUCCGGUGGCCGUCUGCCCGGCCGAGGCCAGCCCUCCCGGCGUACGUCGAUUCGACCAUCGCCCGGUCGCUGUACACCGGGGAGCAUGUCGUCAUGGUGGAUGAGACCGGGCGCCGGGUCAUUCUGAGGGGCUUCGACCAGGACACCACCCGGCGGUACUACGAGCAGCCGGUGUACCUGUCACCGAUGCCCAACGCGUCCGCGGACUUUUGCCUGCGGCCCAUCGGCCGGCAGUCGCGGGACACGUCCGAGGGUCCCGGGUAUGGGUCCCUGCUGGACAUGCGCCAAAUGCUCUUCCGCCAUGGGAUGGCCUUCUCGCUGCACGGGACGCUGCUGGUGUGCCACAAGUACACCUUCGGCGAGCAGGACGCCCGGCUGGCGGCAUUCGCAUUCGCCCUGGACCUGGGCCCCCUGCCGGGGACUCUGAGCCUGGCCGAGGAGGGGGCCUUCGCGCACCUGCUGGUGGUGCUGGACGGGAUGUGGUGCCUGCGGGUGUAUCCCACCGAGCAGCACGUGUCUCACAGGCUGAUGCCCUACCUGCCGGGGGUAUGGAGCCAGUCCCGGCGAGCCCUCCCGGCGUCCGGCGGCUUUGCCACCUUCACGGGCCGGUUUUUCGCCGGCAUCACACCGUCGUGGGAUCUGGAGGUGAUUUACGGCACGGGCGUCGAGCCGUGGUCACAAACGCUGGACAGCGUGUCGGACUACGUCAAGGACGAGAUGGAGUAUCUGGAUCGGGUGUUCCCCCAGCUUGGGUGCCUGAACGUCCUGGCCCUGGUCAAGGGGACGGAGGUGUACAUGCUGCGCGCGCGGCACCCGGUCCAGAUCACCGGCGUCCUGGAAAGUUCCGAUGGCCACGAUGUGAUCGGCGUCUUCCGGGAUCGGCCGUCCUGGCCGACGGUGGCCCUUUUGACGAGGAAGACGCUGGACAUCUACCGGAAGUGGGAGAAGGACUCGUCGGUGAGCUUCGACACGCGGGAGUGCCUGGGCGCCUGGCAGCUGACCGACGGGUCGCUGGUGCUGCAGCUUGACGAUGGGUACCUGGACCAGGUGCAGAUGUCGCCCUUCCGGCAUCGGAGCCGGGUCGUCGCCUGGCGAGGAGCAAAGUCCAAGCCCAUCUGGGUGUGCCCCUGGUCGAGCCUGAGCUGGGUGUCCUACGAGUCGCCCGGGUGCUUUGUCUUCCAUGCGGUGGCAUUCACCGGUCCGGGGGCGCAGUGCGUGAAGCGGUCCUUCAAGCUGGACGUGUGGGAGUAUUACCCAAAGUCGACGACCUUCGGCGUGUCGUUCCUGCUGCACGAUCGGACCCUCUAUUGUGCCAUCAUGUAUGGCGGGCGGAUUUUCCUCCUGACGGAGGACAUGAUUGCCGAGGCCUUUGUGGACUCCAUGCGCGGCGAUCUCCCCCGGCACGUUGCCUGCCACACGACGACCACCAUGUCACGCAGCCAGUUUUCCAUGCUCGGCGUCCUGCCGCAGAUGGAUGGCCCCACCCCGGAGGUGGUGUUUGCCAUGGAGCGCCAGCGCCUGCAGUGCCUCAGCGUGGAUGUCCUGCCCUUCUCGAUGGAGGAUGACGCCCGGCUGGAGGUCCUGCUGAGGAUGGACUCCCCGUGAGCCCCGGGGCCUGGCCCCCUUUCUCCCCGACGCCGGGCCCGAGGCGCCGGGGCUCGGGGGGGGGGGGGG